AACAGGUCAAUCCUGUGAGGUGGGUUCCAGGUGUAAAAGGGAAGGACUAUGAGGUGACAUUCUAGAAGGGAAGGAGAAGGUAGGACAGGAGGCAGAUGACUGUUCCCUCACAAAUAGGGGCUUUGGGGCAGCCAUGUCCUAUUUCAUGUCUCCACAGACUCAGCCAGGUCUUCCGUCUUCUGGCCAAGGUGGGGCCGCUUCUCCGGGCUCAUCUCUUGGCCUCUAUAGUCCUAUAGAGCCAGGGGUGGUGGCCUCUGGCGGACAAGGCCCACUGAGCCAGAAAGCUGAGCAGGUGACACCUGUUGCCCAGGCCUGGGGCCCGGCCCCUGGGGGCGCUGGCUGGGAGCCACCGAGGCAGGAGUACAACUGGUACUGCCACAAAUUCCCUGCCGCGAGGCAGCCGGAGAGCCUGGGCCGGGAGGAUGGCUACUCCAGAAGCAGAGCCCCCCAGCUGGGCGGCCCCAGCAGGCCCGUGCCCCUGCUGCUGUGUGGGCCGUCACCUGGGGCUCCGCCGAUGCCCGCUGAAGCAGGGGGGAAGGAGGCCAGCUCCCAGCCCAACAUCUGCAUCCUGACCUUGGCCAUGAUGAUCGCUGGCAUCCCCACCGUGCCCGUCCCGGGCCUGCGGGAGGAGGACCUGAUUCGGGCGGCUCAAGCUUUCAUGAUGGCCCAUCCGGAGCCGGAGGGGGCUGUGGAGAGGGCCCAGUGGGCGCAGGCGCAGGCCCACAAAGCCUCUGGGCCAAUGGCCUUAGCAAGAUCCCGGAGGGGCCAGCCUCCUGGCUCCUACUUGUAG
Messenger RNA from Dama dama (fallow deer), 790 nucleotides. RefSeq names its product spermatogenesis associated 25 (gene SPATA25). Lineage: Eukaryota; Metazoa; Chordata; Mammalia; Artiodactyla; Cervidae. The record is from RefSeq and is a predicted model, not a curated record. Gene Ontology annotation, biological process: spermatogenesis. The transcript is spliced from 2 exons. The coding region runs from base 134 to 790 and encodes 218 amino acids.